GCCGACAGCUCUCUCUGCGCUCCGAGGUCAUUACUGCUUUACUGCACCGAGUCCACCGACCAUCACCUCCAAACGCAAAACAGGUGAGGCUUCUCCACAUUUGAGCACUUUUUCCACGCGAUGUUUUGUGUGUUUACUUAUCUAUUUAUGAACACUUUGAGAGCUUUCGGUCGCAAUUUCUGAUGAAUGUUUUAAUGAGUCAAGCGCCAUUAUGGGACCAAAGUACUGAAGCACUUAUCUUUAAUAUACCUUCAUCAUGUGUUUUAAUUUUUAAUUAAAUGUGCCUUUAGUAUAUAAAAAAGUAGAGAAAUUACAGAGAAAGUAGAGAAAUGAAUUAAUGUCAAGAAUUAAUGUCAGUAACGAAUAUAUAAAAUACCAUGUUCAAGUUUUUUUUGUCGAGUUUUGUUAUGGUUAAUAGUCCCGUUCGAUGCCAUACUAGGCCUAAUAUUUCCACGUUUCCUUGCAGAAUGAAGCCCAGAAGGCUGCUCUUGUCCGUGGGUCUGUUGCCCACGAUCAGCGAGACGCACGAGGAGGUUUCCCAGGCGGGGCCCGCCGCCCAGGCGCACCAGUCCCUCGAGGACUACGUCGACUCGAUUAAGGAGCUGGCGCAGCCGGCCGCCGUCCCCGGGUGUGGCCCGCUCCGGGUCCAGCGGACGCAGCGGCCGCGGCUCUUCGCCAAACACGCGCCGCCCGCCUCCGCGUCCCGCCGCGCCGUCCGGGUCCGCCGACCCCGGGCCGCCGUCUGCCAGGACGGCGUCGCGCUGAAAUGCGACGGCAGGACGGACCCGGUGGACUGGCUGUUUGCGCAGACGCAGACGCAGCAGGACGUCCCGACGACCAGAGAGAACAUCCCGGCUGCGCUGUGCCUCCUGUGACCUCACAAGGCGGGAGACUAACCGCGGGACACGUCCCGUCAGCUGGGCGGCCCACCUCGGCGUCCGCGCCGAGAAGACGCGCGGCCGAAAUCAAACUUUCACCUUCUACCCGCUGUUUGAAAAAAUAAUAAUUUAAAGUGGUGUGCGUCAGACAGAGGACAGUGCAGAAGGAACGGCGCAGGUGCAGCGACCCCCACUUUGUCACCUGAAGAGCUCACAAAGUCGGACUUGUCUAAUUUAUUAUUUAUGCAGGGGCUACGUUCUGGUACAAAUGUUUACAAUUGUUGAAUCUUCUUGUAAUUUUGUUAAUUUUAUAAUAAAACGCAGAAUGUUGAA
Messenger RNA from Anguilla rostrata (American eel), 1211 nucleotides. RefSeq names its product protein DEPP-like. Gene Ontology annotation, biological process: regulation of autophagy. Gene Ontology annotation, cellular component: mitochondrion. Bases 378 to 875 code for a protein of 165 amino acids. The record is from RefSeq and is a predicted model, not a curated record. The transcript has a single exon. Lineage: Eukaryota; Metazoa; Chordata; Actinopteri; Anguilliformes; Anguillidae.